Molecule: messenger RNA, 2245 nt
Organism: Leptinotarsa decemlineata (Colorado potato beetle)
Lineage: Eukaryota; Metazoa; Arthropoda; Insecta; Coleoptera; Chrysomelidae
Product: fatty acyl-CoA reductase wat
Biological process (GO): long-chain fatty-acyl-CoA metabolic process
Cellular component (GO): peroxisome
Molecular function (GO): alcohol-forming very long-chain fatty acyl-CoA reductase (NADP+) activity
Source: RefSeq, a predicted model, not a curated record
AUUGUAGAGUUUGAUGUGAGCGGCACUCACUCAGUGUUAGGGGUGAUAUGUGUUUGUGAAUGUCCAUUUUUCCUAUUCCUGGUUUUCAAUGAAUGAGAAUUUACUGAAGACUACCCCUAUUGAAAAUCGGUGCGCUCCCGAAAUGGAAGAAUCACAAAUUCAAAGCUUUUACAAACACAGGAAUGUUUUCAUCACUGGCGGCACAGGAUUUAUGGGAAAAGUACUUAUAGAAAAGUUGCUCAGGUCAACUGAAGUGUCGACGUUGUAUCUUUUGAUUAGAGAAAAGAAAGGGAAAAAUAUCCAUACAAGAAUUGACGAGAUCUUCGAUGAUGUAGUUUUUGACACUCUCAAAAGAGAAUGUCCAAAAUUCAAGCACAGAAUUGAAGCCAUUCCAGGAGACUGUUCAAUGUCGGGUUUGGGGAUCUGCAUGACAGACAGACAGACGCUGAUUUCGAAAAUUGAUAUAGUUUUUCACGUGGCGGCGACAGUGAAGUUCGAUGAAAGUUUGAAUCUUGCCUACACAAUAAACGUGAACGGAACCAAGGAAGUUGUAGAUUUCGCUAGACAAAUGAUGAAUUUAAAGUCUCUCAUAUAUGUAUCCACCGCAUACGCAAACUGUCCUCGUAGCGAGAUAGACGAAAAAGUAUACGACCACGUGAUUCGUUACGAAGAUGUUAAAGCUGUGUUAGAAAAACUAAAUAAAAGCGAGGUCGAAUUAUUAACUCCACGAAUACUUGGUGCAUGGCCCAACACUUAUACCUUUACAAAAUUCUUGGCAGAAUCACUAAUCAAAGACAUUGGUGGUGGAUUACCAAUAGGAAUAUUCAGACCAUCCAUCGUGAUAUCAACCUACAAAGAACCCUUGGAAGGUUGGAUCGACAACUUGUACGGCCCAACGGGAGUUAUCUUUCUGGAUUCAAUGAAAUUUACUCCUAUUAUUCUUGAUAAUGUAGACGUGUUUGGAAGAUUCCCAAAUUUUUUGUAUCGGUGCGUUCCCGAAAUGGAAGAAUCACAAAUUCAAAGCUUUUACAAACACCGGAAUGUUUUCAUCACUGGCGGCACAGGAUUUAUGGGAAAAGUGCUUAUAGAAAAGUUGCUCAGGUCAACUGAAGUGUCGACGUUGUAUCUUUUGAUUAGAGAAAAGAAAGGGAAAAAUAUCCAUACAAGAAUUGACGAAAUCUUCGAUGAUGUAGUUUUUGACACUCUCAAAAGAGAAUGUCCAAAAUUCAAGCACAGAAUUGAAGCCAUUCCAGGAGACUGUUCGAUGUCGGGUUUGGGGAUCUGCAUGACAGACAGACAGACGCUGAUUUCUAAAAUUGAUAUAGUUUUUCACGUGGCGGCGACGGUGAAGUUCGAUGAAAGUUUGAAUCUUGCCUACACAAUAAACGUGAACGGAACCAAGGAAGUUGUAGAUUUCGCUAGACAAAUGAUGAAUUUAAAGUCUCUCAUAUAUGUAUCCACCGCAUAUGCCAACUGUCCUCGGAGCGAGAUAGAUGAAAAAGUAUACGACCACGUGAUUCGUUACGAAGAUGUCAAAGCUGUGUUAGAAAAAUUAAAUAAAAGCGAGGCCGAAUUAUUAACCCCACGAAUACUUGGUGCAUGGCCCAACACUUAUACCUUUACCAAAUUCUUGGCAGAAUCGCUAAUCAAAGACAUUGGUGGUGGGUUACCAAUAGGAAUAUUCAGACCAUCUAUCGUGAUAUCAACCUACAAAGAACCCUUGGAAGGUUGGAUCGACAACUUGUACGGCCCAACGGGAGUUGCAGCAGGUGCAAUUUCAGGAGUACUUAGGGUUAUGCCCUGCGCCAGAGAAAGAACCUCAGACGUGGUGCCGGUUGACAGUUGCGUGGCGGGACUUAUCUCUGCCGCUUGGGACGUUUCUUCGAAAAACCCCGAAACAAAAACGUCCAAUCAACUGCUGGUGUACAACUAUGUUUCUUCGGCAGAAAAUCCGAUAACGUGGAGGGAAUUCAUAGAGCUGAACAUCAUCCAAGGUGAAAAAUUCCCCGUCUUGAACUCUCUGUGGGAAGCAUUCGUCAUAUUCACGCCUGAUCUUUAUUGGUAUUGGAUUUUGCGAUUUUUUUGUCAUACUCUGCCCGGAUUCCUCAUAGAUCUUGUUGCCAUAUUGACGGGGAACAAACCGAGAAUGAUGCAACUCUACAAAACUAUCCACAAAUUCGCAGACACCUUAUCAUACUUCGCCACUAGGAGUUUAAUAAGAUAUUCAUGUAAAUAUGAGGAAUAA